Molecule: messenger RNA, 4777 nt
Organism: Hippoglossus stenolepis (Pacific halibut)
Lineage: Eukaryota; Metazoa; Chordata; Actinopteri; Pleuronectiformes; Pleuronectidae
Gene: caln1
Product: calneuron 1
Exons: 6
Coding region: 634-1290 (218 amino acids)
Molecular function (GO): calcium ion binding
Source: RefSeq, a predicted model, not a curated record
CGUGUCACGUGAACAGUGUCAGACUCCGCACGUGUUUCCCUCCGGAUAGAAACGACCAAACGAAACAGAUCAAAGACGAACAAGUUCGGAAAUCAGCCAAUCAGCGCGCUCCGUCUGGGGUCGCGCAUCGGUUUGGGGUUGGAGCGUCUCCUCCGGCCACGCGCUCCUCUCAUCGAUCUUACCCACGAUCCACACGUGUGAGCGCGCAUGUGUGUGUGCGUGUGUGUGUGCGUGUUGAUUUUGACUCUGAGUCGUCGCAGCUGAGCAGUGAAAUCAUCUCUGAGCUCGAUUCUCCUCCCGGAUCCAAGCAGGAGCGAGAGGGGGGGGGGGGAUUAAAAGAGAGGAAUUGAUGAGAGUUCAGUGAAAAGUGGAACUCGAGCUGCUCGAGGGACAAAACAACACACGAGUGACAUCUCCAUCUUUUUAUUAUUAUUAUUAUUAUUAUUAUGACCAUGGGAAUAAACAGCUGCUCUGAGUCCCGGAUGAAAGGAAUAACUCACCAGUAACACAUCAAAGGAGCCGGAUCGAUCCACGAGGCUGGUUGAGGAUUCGAACCCCCGGAGGCUGGAGACUGGAUUCUACUGGGAUCGAUCAUCGGAUUUGAUCGAUCACCUGCUGCCUCAGAGGGAGAAGAUGCCGUUCCCCCACGUGACGGCCGGCCUGCUCUACAAGGGGAACUACCUGAGCCGCUCGCUGUCGGACAGCGACAGCGACGUGAUGGCCAGCAUCUCCGUGGAGGAGCUCGAUGAGAUCCGGGAGGCGUUUAAGGUGCUGGACCGCGACGGGAACGGGUUCAUCUCCAAACAGGAGCUGGGCAUGGCCAUGCGCUCGCUGGGUUACAUGCCCAGCGAGGUGGAGCUGGCCAUCAUCAUGCAGAGACUAGACAUGGAUGGUGACGGACAAGUGGACUUCAACGAGUUCAUGACGAUCCUCGGACCCAAACUCCUGUCGUCUGAAACGAGAGAAGGUUUCCUGGGCAGCACAAUAGACACCAUCUUCUGGCAGUUCGACAUGCAGCAGAUCACCCUGGAGGAGCUGAAACACAUCCUGUUCUACGCCUUCCGCGACCACCUGACCAUGAAGGACAUCGAGAACAUCAUCAUUAACGAGGAGGAGAGUCUGAAGCAAAACUCCGGGAACUGUCAGACAGAGUAUGAGGGAGUUCACCCCGCGAAGAAGAACCGCCAGACGUGCGUGCGGAAGAGCCUCAUCUGCGCCUUCGCCAUGGCGUUCAUCAUCAGCGUCAUGCUCAUCGCAGCCAAUCAGAUGCUGAGGAACGGCAUGGAGUAGCCGUGCCCACUGUGAGCGGGGGGUGACGAGCCAGCCUGCAUGUGCAUGCCAGUGGGUGAGGUCACAUCCCCGCGGACAGGAACAGAACCACAUGGAGUGACACUCGAAAAUCCAUUUUCAAAAUUUACUUCUUGUUUUUUUUUCGACGUCCAAUGAAACUGUGAAGCCAGCAUGAGGAGUCAUGCAGGACUCCUCCCACUUUACUCUGACAGGGACACUCAAGGGCUGACAUCACACAUAACGUCCUCUCUGUUUCCCCGAUGCAAUAAAACAAAUGUACACAAAAGACGUCGAGUGCAGAAGUUCAGAGCUGCUUCUCUUUUCCAGCCAGAUGUGACGCGUGCAGAUGUGUCACCCGCCAGGAGUCUGACGAGCGACCGGCGCCGAGAGAGAGGGACAGUUGCCCUCUCAUUCUAGAAGAUGGCGGAGCUCGGCGCCACUCAAGCAGAAGGAUGCGUACAGCAUCAGGCCGCUGCUCCUGCGGUGCUACGAUACUUCAGCGCUGCAACUUUCUACUUUCAACUCCUGCCUCUUGGGGCUGGAGGAGGUGCUGGCCUCAGUUCAUCCGCCCGACAAACCAAAGCAGGCAACGAGUGAGAUGUUUAAAAAGGCGAAUCCAGGCUGGUGUUCCGGCCUCGUGGCGCCGGUGAAUGGAUGCAGCGGCUCUGAACGUGUGGUUGUGGAUCUUCUCUCUCCUGGAAACUUGUUUAGUUUAAAGACUUCAAAGUGUAAAAGAAGAGGUUUCUGUGUCUUUAUUAGUAACGGGAAAGAAAAUCCACCCUGCGAUGUUUUCACUGACGUUUACAUGGACACUAAUGUUCACACUAUCGACCUUAUUCUGAAUAAAUAAAUAAAAAUAUGGCAAUGUGGCAGAAUGCUGUGAAAACUCCACAAUAGGACGUUAUAUCAAGACAUAAACAUAAUCAGAAUAUUAUUAUAUGUCUAAAGUUGAUAUUUGCUUAUUUCCAAAAUGACCUUGUUCUGGUUCAGAUAAUCAGAACUUUACAUCUUUGUCUUAUUCAGACUAUUGUCUUUUAUCAGAUUGUUGGUGUCCAUGGAAACGCAGUCACUGAUGUAAUCUGUCUGUGUUGCUCAGUGCACACAAAGAUUUUAUUCAAGUUUUUUUGGUCCAUCCUCUUUGUCUCAGUCUGUCUCGUCUUCUUUUCCCUCACGUGGAGAUUUUCCUCCAUUUCCCCCAAAUGUCUCUGGACAUAAACAGACAAACAUAUCAGCUAAAGAGCAAAGAGCUUUCUCCACUCGACACAACCUGAAAUGCAGCGUUUACUCUAAACGCUGUGAAUAAGAAACGCGUGCGACUGUGAUUUCUUCUGAAUUCAUGACAGAUUUCUACCUACCGUCUAUAAAAAAACAGGAUAAAUGUUGUUUCUCCAUCAGCACCAGAGGAUUUUUACACAGUGAAGAUGUGUUUCAGGGUGGAUUUUCUGUUUCUGCAUGAAAUAUAUCUUAGUCUUGUGAUAAAUUUUGAUCCCCUUCAGAUUCCUCCAACUCAAAACUAGAGCUCAUCCUCAGCCGAGGCCCAUAAGACCCUUAGAUUCAAUCACUUUCAUCCAGCUGCAGCAUAUUCCACACACAUAGAUACCAGGCCUCUAAAUGCCUGAUUUCUUCCCUUCCACCAAGUUUAGUAUAAAUCUGUCCGGUUGUUUUUGUGUAAUCUUGGUAACAAACACACAAACUGUUUGGGGGGGGGGGGGUGAACACACAACCUCCUUGGCGGUGGUAAUAAGCUUAAUAUUUGAUUUCUGAUCUGUGCAUCAUUUGUUUCCCUUUAUGUUAGAUUGUCAUUUUAAAGUCAUUGUGCAAAAUGAAGCCACCUUAUCACAAAAUCCUUUAUCAGCUUUAUUUAUUAUUUAUCAAUUUAUCUGUACUUUUAAUAAUUUAAUCACUUUUUAAGCAAAAAAUUGCAUAUUUUUCUGUCAGUUGUGAAUAUUUGCAAGUUUUCAUCACAGACGAUAAGAAGAAGUCUACAUUAUACAUCAUAAGAGCUUUGAUGAAAAGUUGUAUUAAUAUAGAUGAAACACUGCAGCCUGAAGAAGAUCUGAGGAUGUAAAAGAUGAACCAAAUGUAACUUUAACGCUCACGAUAUUUAUUUUAUUUGAUCUUUGGAAGCUCCCUCCCUGUCCCGUGAUGUCACAUCACAGAUAAAGACGUCAAAUACUCACAUAUUCCAAAUACUUUUGCAGCAGAUUCUUGUUUCGGAGGUUUCUCACGGCACUGACUCGUCGGCUCUGAACUCCUGCACUGACCCUCAUCUCAACAUGUCAACCCGGCCGGGGUCGCAGAACACCCAUAUUAUCGAGUGCAUGCAAAACAAGUCGUUGUCUUCUGUAAAUACCGUCGCCCGUCGUCUGAAGUGUCUCACGUGUCUGUUCGGGGUGAUGUCCAGUGUCUCUGUGUGCGCAUGACUGUUGGUGCUCUCUGCCCACUGGGGUCCAGAGGCGCAGGGAGGGAGGUCGGUGGGCGAGGAGGCGGCCGCUCCACCACCAAGGCCCCUUUUCUGCUUCCUCUCAACCCUCUUGCCAAAGCCAUAGAACUCCCCGGAGGUGAGAAAGCAGACAAUACAACACAGAGGCUUUUCCCUGUUGCCGCACGGGAACACAAGAUCAAACGGGGCAUUGUUUCCUGGCAGAUUUCUCUGUCAUGUAGGAUUUGGUUUGUUCCUGUUGUUGUGUUUUUUUUUUGUUUUUUUUUGCACUGUACCUGUCAUCCGUUCCCAUGACAUCACACAGUUGUAGGUCUGUGCAAGAGUGCCAUCUAGAGGUGAAGGGGAGAUCACAUCGUUCAUGUCCCAUCACUGUGUGUGUGUGUGUCUGUGUGUGUGUGUGUCUCACUCUCUAAGCACUAUGGGGAUGUGACGUCAGGCUCUCAGAUAUUAAAUGUGGAUGAUUUUUAUGUGCACUGGGUAGAGCAGCACUCGAAACCGAAACACACAUGUAAAAACACUCGUCUGUUUAUAGGAACGGAUUUUCAUUCUCAGAAGAUUUAUCAAUUGUACAAUUUGAAAUCCCGUAGGUCACACUGGUGUUAUUCUUUUUUUUUUACCUGAAAGUAUAAUAAGUUUUAAAGUGUUGGUGGAAAUCUCCACAUUCACACAUGCACUCGUCACUGCUGUCGUGUUAAAACUGGAAAGUGUUUCAUGUUAUUUGUUCUCUGAGAAGAACUUUGUCUUUUCCAUCUUUUCCCCAAAUCAGUGGCUGCACGUCCCCAUCGUUGAAGCAGACUUUUAUUUUGAAGGGGAAGUCGAGUCCCAUGUUGUUUUUUUGUCAUGUAACUUUGUACAAAGCUAAUAAUCUACUAGACAAGCACAUACUACACAUACUUUGCAUGUGCAAUAUUUAAACAUGUAGACUAGAGAGAGACUUUCAGUUGAACUAUUUAUUAGAGGCCUAAUAAUUAUGAACCUGUAAAUAUGAAACUCUGUACAAAAGUCAAAGGAAUAAGCAUUGAUGCAAUAAAAGUGUUUUUUGUA